AUUUCUUAUUUUCUCAGAGCUCGUCAUUUUUUUUAUCUGUUUUUGUUUCUAUCUGUUUUGCAGCUCUUCUCUUGACAAACACGCCUGCUCAGCAACACAACACUAGAACACUGACGAUCGAAGGAACAAAGGUCGAAGCAGCAGCAGCGAAAAAAACGGAUACAGUGUGAUGGUGAAAUCCAACCCCGCCGCGCACCACACGCCAAUAGCAGCAACGCCUGCAGCCCACCGUGAUGGUGCAACAGCAGCUGCAGGGGCGUCGGCGUCGGCGUCGGCGUCGGCGUCGGUCGAGCAGCGAUUGCUGGCUGCCGCGCGAACAAUGAGCGCAGAGCACGUCGCCGCAGUGACUGCAGUGCCGACGGGCCCGUCGCUCGAUCGGCUUGCCAGGAUGGCCUGCUCGCACAAGAAGAUGAGCCGUGCGAUGCGCGACCGGCUGCGCAUGGCAAUGGAGGUCGCUGCAGCCAUUGGGAUUAAGAUUGGCGGGCGCAACAUCCCGCUCCAGCCAGCCAGCUCCAGCACCAGCGGCAGUACCAGUGCUAGCAAUAGCAAAUCAUCACGCACAACAGCAGCAGCAACAGCAGCAGCAGCAGCAGCAGGAACAGGCAGCUCGAGUACCAAGGGCUCAGGAGCGUCGUCCUCUGCUGCCGCAGCCGCCCGCCGUCCGUCCGGCCACAGCGAGGCUGUCGAGGUGUUUAGCAUGGCGCUGAUCUCGCAGAUGACUGUGCCGGAUGACAAGGUGCUCGAGGACACGAUUGUCGUCUCGGACAAGUGGCGCAACGAGUACAACAACCCCGUCCAAGUCCCGUCAACUUCAGUAUUUCCAGCGGUCGUCAUGGCGCCUGGCACGCUGCAUGACGCUUUGGAGGCAGCCGGUGCAACGAAAUCAAGGAAACGAUGGGUCGCUGCGGCAACAACUCGUCCAACCAGCUCGGGGCAUCCAUACAAGCGCCCUCCAAUGUAUAUCGAGUUUGAAAAUGCACUGCACAACCCGUAUGCCCUGUAUGAUCUCGACGAGACGGAUACGGCAUGGCUGGCACUGUUCAACAAGGAACGGCGGCGGGUAGAGUUCAAUUUCGACCGCGUCACGCGCAAUUCCGACGCACUACCACCACCUCCUCCUCCAGCAGCAGCAGCAGCGCAAGCGAACAAGUCAUCGACCACGAAUAAUCGAAAGCGCCGGCGAUCCAGCUCUGCGGAAGCCGAUGACGACGCGUCGCCAGAUCCACUUUUGGCGGCCGUGUCCUCGUUUGCUCACUCUGCCAAACUACGAGCCGCUGUCGCCGCGUCAAAUGGUGCGCUUGUGGCGUCCAACCCAAACUACGUGCUCAGCACGCAAACGCUCGAGCAAAUCAUCUCCAUGCUCGAAAUGCAAGCCCACGGCAAACACGACUGGUCUCGUGUGCCCAAAGCCUUCCAGCCCGAAUUUCUUGACGAAAACGGCGACGUGCUCGACGACCCCUACAACCUUUACGGCCAGAACGACGAGCCGGUGACGCACGACCUGCUGUUGCGAUCGGCCACGGGCGAUGUCACCUUCAACGACGACGCCAGCUCCACAGCCGACUCGGCGACAGCCAAAGAUCGCGAGUACCAGCGAGCGAUUUUGGCCAACAUCCGCGGCGCGGCUCGGGGCUACUCCCAGCAGCGAGCAUCGACACACAGCAACAGCAACAGCAACGCAACUGCUCGCCGACCUCCAAGCGCUUCGCCACGAAAAAAGACGUCUGCCGUCGCACCCGCGCCGACGACUCCCUCGCGUGCCACUACGCCUGGCAACGCAAACCGCGUUCGUGCUUUGGCCAGCGCUGUCGACGACGACUCGGCGCGGUACAUGCUCUCGCCUCAAACGCUCUUCCAGCUCCAGCGCAGCAGCAACAGCGCCGCCACUAGCAAGACCGCUGCACGCUCGAUCGCCAGCAGUAUUCGGAGCCAUCCCAUCCACAACGACGACAAUGAGCAGGACGAUGAUGAUGCUGGCAGCACCAGCAGCAGCAAUGUUUCCGAUCACAUUGAUGUCGUUGGUAGUGGCGCUGAAGACGACUUUGACGACGACCUGAACUUGCGCGCCGACCAGCAGCCCAACGCAGGCUAUGAGGAUGAUGACGACGAUGACGACGAUGAUGCUGAUGAUGAUUCCGACGAUGACGAGAACGACCAGUUUGAUUCGCCUGAAACAAAGUACAAGCUGCCAGAAGAGUACACGUUUGGCGAGCAGCUAGACGACGACGACGAGGAGGAGGAGGAUGGCAACGAGAGCACUACCAGUGGCCUGGCAGACGUCGAAGACGACGACGAAGACAACGACGACGGCAGCAACCUUGGCGACAACGAGACCGCCAUGGACGAGGACGAUGGUGUUCGCUACGUCCUCGGCUCUAGCGACGACAGCAAUCAACCUCACGGCGUCUCCCGUUGGAUGGCCGGCUUCUUGGACCUCGCCAGCGUGGUGCAUGGCACCGUCCCCACAGCAUCCAGCCGUCACAUCCGGAUGAGCAAAAAGCACACCAAACAACAAGCACAACGAGAGCGCAAGUUCCUCAUGGCUAGCAAGCGCAUUCGAUUGUCAGAGCCCGACGCCGCGCAAGAAAUGCUGCAGCCCUUCCUUCCAGCGGCGCAGCCAGACACCCUGGCUGCUACGAACACGGUCGAAUACGUGGAUGCGGCCUUUUUCCAUUUUCUCGGCCCGUCCGCCUACGUGUGCAAGGCCGAAAACUGCCCAAUGUCCAUCAACGCGCUCACGUCCCACUCGACACACAACAUGGCCACCACUCUGCCAUGGCGGGUGCGACUCGAGUUUCCCUUCCGAACCGCGCUCCUUCCUCCCACCUGCGAGCACGAGCUGUUGCGCUUUGUGCGCGUUGGUCACAUUGCUGUCAAGACGCGCGCUCCACUUGACGUGGUGCUUGCUGUCGUGGCGUUCUGGAUUGAAAAGAAGCGAGCCAGGAACGGCCACCCGCUCUUGCCAGCACUUCGUCGACCCACGCUGAUUGACCGCUACCACGCACUGGCAUUGGACGGCACUGAGCGUCGCAUCCUGCGCGCCGACAUUCGCCGCGACCUCGAGCAGCUGCGCGUCUUGUGCGAUCGCGUCAAGCGUCGCGAGAAGCUCAAGUUUGACUUGAUGACGACGCAUUUGGACAUGUUCCAGCGGAUGGUCCAGCUCCUCGCGCCCGAGCACGCCCAUCUUGUCGAGACGGAGUUUGACGCCGACUACCGAAAAGCAGCGGAUUUAGCAUUCGCCGCGGCGGCUGCCGCUGCAGCCAACUCGCGAGGACAGGUAACGUCCGACAGCGACAGCCAUCAUGAUCAAGAUGAUGAGAGCGAGAGCGAUUCAGUCGAGCCAGAAGAGUCCGACCAGCACUCUGUCGGCGUCAGUGCGUCCAAAUCCAAGAUGAAACGACCGUCCUCGCCCAAUACAAAGACACCCACGACAAAGCCGUUGCCGCAUCAUCAUCGCAACAACAACAGCAGUACACCAGCUUCCCUGAGUCGUCGGCAAGCCGUCACGACACCAGCAGUUACAACCUCAACACAAGCAACCCCGUCACGCAAGGGUCUGACGCCUCAACAUUUGAAACAGCUGGGCAAUGAUCUUGACAAGCGAUCCGCCAAGCUCUCCAACGGCACUCACCACCCCCAACACCACACAGACUCGCCACCGCGACGCUCUGUUCGCGCUGCAAGUGAAGCUGGCAGCUUGGACGAGCGUCGUAGUACGGAUUUGAAUGGACAGCCAAUUGCACGCCGCCUUCGCGACCGUCCUAGUGAUGAUCCGCAACGCAAUUGCUGCAUUCAGUAGUAUCUCCAGCAACAUUUGUAUCAUUAUCGCUUCAAAAUCUCAUUGCUUUGCUAGGUUGCUCAACAUGUACCUUGUCUCGUUGGAAACGAAGAAUAAAACAAGGAGAAACUUCAGAUUUGUGACAAGAAAGGAAUGCAC
Capsaspora owczarzaki ATCC 30864 is the source of this 3937-nucleotide messenger RNA. RefSeq lists its product as hypothetical. The record is from RefSeq and is a predicted model, not a curated record. The coding region runs from base 170 to 3799 and encodes 1209 amino acids. The transcript is spliced from 4 exons. Lineage: Eukaryota; Filasterea; Ministeriida; Capsasporidae.